This is a messenger RNA of Erinaceus europaeus (western European hedgehog), 2765 nucleotides long. RefSeq names its product coiled-coil domain containing 13 (gene CCDC13). The transcript has 16 exons. Gene Ontology annotation, cellular component: centriolar satellite. Gene Ontology annotation, biological process: cytoplasmic microtubule organization; non-motile cilium assembly. The record is from RefSeq and is a predicted model, not a curated record. The coding region runs from base 76 to 2223 and encodes 715 amino acids. Lineage: Eukaryota; Metazoa; Chordata; Mammalia; Eulipotyphla; Erinaceidae.
CGCGUGCCGGCGUCCAGAGGAGUCGACCGCGCGGUACUGACCGAAGGAGGGAGGCGCUGAGCGACCGCAGGCAAGAUGGCAGCAGAUGAAGCCUCUCAGGACACCUUGCGGCUCCAGUUCAAGGCUUUGCAAGAGAUGCAGCACAAAAGGCUACAGAAGCAGAUGGAGAAACGAAUGGAAAAGGAAGCAAGCCUCAGAAGUAAAGCAGGUGACCAAAAAGAGCCCUUGGAAUUUUCCGAUGGCAUCAGCGUUCUACAAGCCGGAGAUCAAAAGUCAAACAGCAUCUUUGAGCAGAGGGUGCUUGAAGAUGAGAUCGAACACCUUCGAGAGCAACUCAGGGAAACAGUGGAUGAGAAUGGCCGAUUGUACAAGCUGCUGAAGGAAAGGGACUUUGAAAUAAAACACCUCAAAAAGAAGUUAGAGGAGGACAGAUUCGCAUUCACAGGCACAGCUGGUGUCGCUGGGGAUAUGAUCGCCACCAAAAUUGUUGAGCUGUCCAAAAGGAACCGGGUGCUGAUGGCAGAGUCAGAGGGUGCAAAAACCAGGGUGAAGCAGCUGACCAAUCGCAUCCAGGAACUGGAGCAGGAAUUGCAGGUGGCUGUAGCCCAGCUGCCAUCCAAAGGGGCCUCUGACGUAGGAGCCAAGCCAUCGAGGGUCCAGGCAGGAGACAGAACCUUGCCAGAGACCCCGGUGGUGAAGGUCCUGCAGGACAGGCUGGCAGCCACCAACCUGAAGAUGAGUGACCUCCGAAACCAGAUCCAGGCCGUGAAGCAGGAGCUCCGAGUGGCCCAGAAGGUUUUGGUCAGUGAGGUGGGGGAAGAUGUGAACAUACAGCAGCUCUUAUCCUCGCCAGGGACCUGGAGGGGUCGGGCUCAACAGAUUCUUGUUUUGCAGAGCAAGGUUCGAGAGCUUGAGAAGCAGCUGGGCCAGACCCGGAGCCGGUCUGCGGGAACAGCGGGUGACGAACUGCACCUCUGUCCAGACUCCAGGAAGCUGUCGGCACAGGAGAAGCACCUGCUGAGGAUCCGCAGCCUAGAAAGGGAGAAGCAGGAGGGACUGGAGAAACUUACAGGUGAGCGGGACACCCUCCAGAAAGAGAUUGAAGAGCUGAGGAAGAAGUUUGAGGGUGUGAAGUCCCGGAACAAGGUGCUAUCGAGUGAAGUAAAGACGCUCAAGAGUCAGAUGGGGACCUUAGCAGAGAAGGGCAGGCACGACGACGAGCUCAUCGAUGCCCUCAUGGACCAGCUGAAGCAGCUCCAGGAGAUCCUGGGCACCCUGAGUCUGCAGGAGGAAAAGACACGAGCAUCCCAGCAGUGCCUGGACCAGCAGCUCCACAGUGAGGCCCAGCGCAGCAGCAACCUGGUCACCCAGCUGCAGGCCAUGGUGGCCGAGCGGGAGGCCAAGGUGCGACAGCUGGAGAUGGAGAUUGGGCAGCUCAGUGCACAGUGUCUUCGGAAUAAAGGAAUGGGUGAGGGCUUCAGCGGGCCUGAGGUCCACUCUGCCAGCACCAAGUUCCUGGAGGACCCACGUCUUUCCAGGCCCCCAGCCUCAGCAGGGGAUCAUGCUGGCAGGCUGGGAUCUUCUCGCUCCGUGACCAGCCUGGGCCACAUGCUGGUGGAAUCUUCUCUCACGUGGCCUUCCAUGCCCAGUCCUCACAGGGCCUCACCCAGGUUCUCCAACUCUCCUGAACAAAAGGGCUGGCAGGCACAGGUGACAGAGUUCAAGGCCCUCUGGCAGGCCACCGAGGUGGAGCGUGACCGGCUCACCGAGUUUGUCACUGUCCUGCAGAAACGGGUGGAGGAGAGCAAUGGCAAACUUCUGGAGUCAGAGAAGAAGCUAAAAGAGGAGCGCCAACGCACCGUGGCACUGGAGCAGCACCUGGAGAAGAUGCGCCUGGAGCCUGGAAGGACGGCAGCCUCUCAGAGAUCAGCCACCAGGAGCAGAACAGGUCGGCCGGCCUCUGGCACCAGGCACAACCUGAAUGGGAGCGAGAGGAAGGACCCACCCUUCAGCCAGCUCUCCAAUGUGCCUGUGGAGUCGCAGAUGGAGGAGCUGACCACCAGGCUGGCCAUCCAGGCUGAGGAGAAUGAAAUGCUGAAGGCAGCCCUGGGCAGCGCCCUGCGGGGCAAGGAGGAGGACAUCCACAUGUACCACGAGACCCUGGGCCAGGUGAAGGGGGUCUUUCUGCAGGCCCUGCGGCAGCAGAAAACGGACAAGCACUAGGAUGACAGCCCAGAAUCAGCCUGGUUGGAGGGGGUCACCUCGGGCCUUGAGAGGAAAGGGGAGUCAACCUGGGCCACCUAGCUCAUCCCCUCCUCCCGGAGGAGGUGCUGCACGGCGAGCAGGCCAGGAGGGCAAAAGAGAAGGCCUUUGAGAUCCCUGGAGGAGGACCCGGGCAGGCUCAUGUCAGCAGGGAGGAGGCAUCACCACCACAGCCAGGCAGCCGGAGCACAGUCUGGGACAGAUGAUCACCACCAGGGGACACACGGCUGGUGGUUCCUGAACCCUUGCUGGGCUUCACAUGCACAGGGGAACCCUUGGUGCUCUUGGCUGGGAACAUCCCCCAGGCUGCCCAGCCCCUCGUCCCUCACCCCUGACAGGGGCAUCCCCACACCCCCAUGCCACCCUCUCUGUGGUUAGCUUGCCCCACCACUCUCGGCAGACUUGGGGACGCUCGGCCACCUUGCCAGCCCACUCCUCGGGUCCUUUCUUAGAUGCAGAGCCUCAGACUUGAUUAUUAUCAAUUAUAACAAUUGUUGUCGUAA